AUGGAGCUGUUGUUGCCCACUUUGGUUUUGUUUCAUCUGCUGUAUUUUGCUAAUGGUUAUCCCACUGGUGCUCCCACCUCAGCCUGUGAGGACAUGGUGCCUCGUCAUACCGGGGUGCAGCCGCAGCCUUCACCACCACCCUACACUGUCCUCACCAACACAAGGACAUUUCAGCCCGGUGAGCCCGUCACAGUGACGAUAGUUGGACCAGUAUACAGGGGCGUGCUUUUGGAGGCUCGGACAACAUAUAGCAGCACUGCUUUGGGGAGCUGGCAGCUACCUCCUCCAGACACCAAGUUGCUUGAGUGCAAAGGGAAUCCACGAGGUGCCAUCACUCACUCCAACAUCAACAUAAAGGGAAACACGACUGCAUACUCCUGGAUACCACCCACCUCAGCAAGCAGUUUGUACUUCAAGGCCACUGUAGCCCAGCAGCGCACCAUCUUCUGGCUGAAUGUGAGGUCAGCGACUCUGACCAGAGGUGACAAGCUGUCUGGAGAAGGAGUGGAACCAGACCGCUCCAAAGUACAGGCCAUUCUGUACAUGCCCCCACCUACAGACAAGAAGGGAGUACUGCGAGCCAUGGGCGUGGUACAUUUCCUAGGCAAGUUCAUCCCGAACCUCUGUGAAAACGGUCUGUACAAGAGAUCUGCUGCACAAAGGCAAAGUGUUGAAGUGGACUGCCAGAUAUGA
This is a messenger RNA of Lampris incognitus (smalleye Pacific opah), 693 nucleotides long. RefSeq lists its product as uncharacterized. Lineage: Eukaryota; Metazoa; Chordata; Actinopteri; Lampriformes; Lampridae. The record is from RefSeq and is a predicted model, not a curated record. The coding region runs from base 1 to 693 and encodes 230 amino acids. Gene Ontology annotation, molecular function: oxidoreductase activity, acting on metal ions. The transcript is spliced from 5 exons.